Molecule: messenger RNA, 546 nt
Organism: Quercus lobata
Lineage: Eukaryota; Viridiplantae; Streptophyta; Magnoliopsida; Fagales; Fagaceae
Product: transcriptional regulator SUPERMAN-like
Exons: 1
Coding region: 1-546 (181 amino acids)
Source: RefSeq, a predicted model, not a curated record
AUGGCAAUUAAUCCCCAAAACUUUGACAAGUCUGACCAGAUGAAAUGGAGCUCAGAUGACCAGGGCUCAAGCCAAGUUAGGUCAUAUACCUGUACUUUUUGCGACAGAGGCUUUUCAAAUGCACAAGCACUAGGGGGUCACAUGAACAUCCAUAGAAAAGAGAGAGCCAAGCUUAAACAAGCUGCCGAUGAAAACUCUCCCCCUUUGGAUAUCGCCAUAAACCCCACUGAUCGUGAGCCUCAAUCUUUGGAGGAGAAAUUUUUAUUUCAACUUGAUUCUAGUGAAGAAAAUAGUUGCACUCCAAAAAGGCCAGAUGAUACUCGGGGCAAAGUUGGUGUCGAAGAACUUCAGCAGCUUUCCUUGUUUGUUGAGACACCUUCGGCCGGAGAUGAUAAAAUGGCAAUUGAUUGUGAUGGCUGCAAUGAAAAGAAAGGGAUGCAAUUGAGUCAUGCUUUGCCACAGACUGCAGAAGUGGACCUUGAGCUUCGAUUAGGGUCUGAGCCUCAAGGAACAUCGACAGCAAUCAGUACAAGAGAAUUCUUUUAA